This is a messenger RNA of Drepanopeziza brunnea f. sp. 'multigermtubi' MB_m1, 2019 nucleotides long. RefSeq lists its product as uncharacterized. Gene Ontology annotation, biological process: glucan catabolic process. Gene Ontology annotation, cellular component: extracellular region; cell surface. Gene Ontology annotation, molecular function: beta-glucosidase activity. Lineage: Eukaryota; Fungi; Ascomycota; Leotiomycetes; Helotiales; Drepanopezizaceae. The record is from RefSeq and is a predicted model, not a curated record.
AUGGCACCCCACGGGUCACCAAGAAGACCCCGAGAACGAAGCCACCGUCACGACAAAAAACGAAGUGCACGAAGAUCUAAAUACGAAUCCACCUCCUCGGGAGCGAGCACGCAAGUCCUGUCCGCCAAUGCACUAGCGCAACUCGAUCAUCUCAACCAACAACGUCUGCCGAGGACAAGAAGAGCAGCGGAGGAGGUAACACCCACGAAGCCGAGGAGGAAGCGGCAUAGAGAGGUUCGGGAUGAGACAGUCGUAGUUGAGAAGAGAAGGCAACGCAAAAGAAGGAAGGGGAGAGUGGUUAGCGGAGCUCUUCUUGAAGAAGGGAAUAGCUCAAAAUUGAGGGGAUUGAGGGGUGGCGCAAGAUCUGAGAAAGAUGAAGAAUAUGAGGAUAGAGCAGGAGGAAAGAGAAAGAAGUGGAUAUGGAUAGGAGUCGGUCUGAUUAUCGUAAUCAUCAUCAUAAUCGUUGUUGCGGUGGUUGUCAGCCAAAACAACAACUCAGGAUCUAGCUCUUCAAGCUCAAGUCCGACAUCGUCCUCAGGCGACAGCAGGCCUUCGAAUUCAAAUCUCGAUGGCAUAUCGGAAUCGAGUAUACCAGCUGCCGCCAAAGGAACGGAGCUUGAUCCAUUCUCUUGGUACGAUACUACCGACUUCAAUGUUACAUAUACAGAUGUUACGGUGGGAGGGCUUCCGAUCAUGGGACUCAUGUCGGAUUGGGACGACUCAAAAAGUGCGAAUUCGAACACGCCUCCAAUUUCAACGCCAUGGGGUUCAUAUGCCGAUACACCCGCUCGAGGUGUUAAUUUAGGAGGCUGGCUCUCCCUAGAACCUUUCAUCGCACCAUCUAUGUUCAACUAUCCCGGUGUAGUUGAUGAGUAUACAUUGACGACACAUCUGGGGGCAGAUGCAAAGGCCACUUUGGAGAAACACUAUGCAACGUUCGUGACAGAGCAGACGUUCAAGGAUAUUGCAGCUGCUGGUCUUGACCACGUCCGGAUCCCUUUUUCCUACUGGGCAGUGACAAUAUACGACGGCGACCCGUAUGUCUAUCGGGUAUCAUGGAGAUAUCUCCUCAGGGCUAUCGAGUGGGCUCGUAAGUACGGCCUUCGCAUUAACCUUGAUCUUCAUGGAUUUCCCGGAAGCCAGAAUGGGUGGAACCACAGUGGGCGUCUGGGUGCAAUAGGAUGGUUGAACGGUCCCGAUGGCGCGUUAAACGCUAACCGCUCGCUCGCUAUUCACGAUCAGCUUUCUCAAUUCUUCGCCCAGGACCGUUACAAGAACAUCAUUGCCUUCUACGGCUUAGUGAACGAGCCGAAGAUGAUCUCACUCCCACAAUCAGAUGUGGUCAGCUGGACCGCGACCGCAUUUGAUCUGGUGCGGAAGAAUGGCAUCACUGCCUAUGUAGUGUUCGGGGAUGGGUUCAUGGGUCUCGACAAUUGGCAAGGACAACUUACGGAGUACGAUGGUCUCGUUCUGGACGUCCACCAAUACGUGAUUUUCAACCAGAAUCAGAUCGACUUUAACCGCACAAAGAAAAUCGAUUACGCCUGCUCGGAAUGGAGUUCACAAGCAGAGCAAAGUAUGAGCGUAGCGACCGGCUUCGGACCUACCAUAUUUGCUGAAUGGUCCCAAGCCGACACAGACUGCGCGCCAUACCUAACUAAUGUCGGCUGGGGAAAUCGUUGGGAAGGGACGUACGAUGCGGGGGACCCGUCGCUGGAUGUUCUGACUCCAGACUGCCCGGCUCAGAAUGACCAAUGCACUUGUAAACAAGCCAACGCCGAUCCGAGCACCUAUAGCCCUUCGUACAAGAAGUUCUUGCAAAUGUUUGCCGAGGCUCAGAUGCAUAGUUUCGAGAAGGGAUGGGGCUGGUUUUACUGGACCUGGCGGACAGAGAGUGCGACACAGUGGAGCUACGAGAAGGGUCUUGCUGCUGGAAUUCUGCCCAAGAAGGCCUAUGCGCCGGAGUUCAACUGCUCAGCGGCGAUACCGAGCUUUUCGGACCUGCCAGAGUACCAGUGA